AGGAAAUGCUGUGGUUUGCUGUGUUAAGGGAGGCUUGCCCUUUUACACUGAGUAGUUAGAAAGUUAGUGACACAUUUUCAUUGUUCCACAAUGACAGGCUUCACUGCGAUUCUUUUUGCUACAGCUGUGACUACACUGCACAUCACAGUUGUGGCUGGAGAUGACAUAAUCAAUGGGAAAAAAGCUUUAAAAAAUUCCUUGCAAUACAUGGUCUCAGUGCAGGAAAAUAAAAAACAUAUAUGUGGAGGAUUUCUGAUAUAUCCUCAAUAUGUGCUCACAGCUGCACACUGUGCAAGUGAAGAGAUGACAGUCGUUGUUGGCGACCAUAAUAUUUCUCCAAGCAAAAAUCUAAAAAGAUUUGAUGUUGUUCGCCAAUUUAUACCAAAAACAUUUAAAAACGUUAAGAUGGGAGAUGACAUCAUGCUUCUUAAGAUUUCCAGGAAAGUAGUUUUGGGAGGAAAGGUGAAGACGGUGAAAAUCCCACAUCAACAUUACAGUGUUAAAAGCAAUACCCAGUGCUUGGUUGCUGGAUGGGGUUCCACUAAACAGUGUGAAUUUGUUAAUGACCUUUUGGCCUUGAAUGUAACAACUGUUGACAUCCGAGACUGUAAGGAAGCAUGGAAGAAAUACAAAGAAAACAUCACACGACUUCCACCAAACGUCAUCUGUGCUGGAGGAUAUAAACAGAACAGUGGAGUGUGCUUGGGCGAUUCUGGAGGCCCGUUGGUGUGCAAUUCAGAGGCAGUGGGCAUUGUUUCCUUCAACAUAAAGGAGUGUAAAUAUCCUGAUGUACCGAAUAUCUACACUGAAGUUUGGAAACAUGCACGUUGGAUCAAAGCAAUGAUGAAGAAAAAAUAACCGUAAGAUUUUUGUGUCCACAGCACUUGCAAAUUAUGCUUAAUCAUACAAUACUGACCAAAUCAAAAAGUUUUGCUGAUGACUUAAUUGUCUCUGUAUUUCCACAAUUUCCACCUCUAUGCAUGAAGAUUGUUGUUUAUGAGAAAAAAUGUCUCAAAAUGUCCAUGCUUUCGUGUACAUAAUGGGUUACAUUAAUAACACAUUUAAAUAUAGACCUAGUAAAUCAGGGAUGGAUACAUCAGAUGCCUGUGACUGAAUUUUGGUUUGAUACACACAUUUGAAAUGACAUUUUCCAUCAGAAGGGUACAAAAUGAGUACAUUUUCUUCCAGCAAAAUGUGGGUAAAAGCAGGAGUUUAACAUUCAAAAUGGGUUGCUUGUGCAUUAUUUAUUUUUAUUAUUUUUUUGAUGAUACUAAAAUUUUAAACUCAAAUUUUUGUGUUUUUAUUUUCUAAGAAUAAAAAAUACAUAAAUGGGCCAUUCUACAGAAUUGGUUCAAAGUCAGAGUUGGAAACGUCUUUAAAAAAAGUUUUGGGAAGGCUGCCCACCUCCCAAUUGAAAAUACCCAAAUAAGCUUAAUAUAUAUAAAAUCAUAAUUUAUUUAGAUUUUAAAUAUGAUUUGGGGUUUCAGUGGAUAAUAGAGGGAUCUUUUCAAAUGCUUUCUAAAUGUGUUUUUCGGUCAUGGGACAGCAGUUUGGACCAAUUCUGUAGAAUGGCCCAUACAACAACAGGGUCAUGGUAAGAGCCUGAGUGUUGCAACUGAAAACUUCAAAGAAGGUCAAGACCACAAAGUGGCAGACCAAAAGUUACCAUAUAAAGCAGUGAUAAAGACAUAGGUGUUUAAAAGCAAUGUUUCAUUCUAGGUGAUAUUUAGUAAACAUAUCCUAUAGUUUACCAAAAAAAAAAAAUGAUUUGUCCAAAUCUGGGACUCCCUAUGCAUGAUGUGUGCUGCAUCUAUCUGUGAAAAAAAAAAAUAUUCUAGAAAAAUUUUACUAUACAACUGAAAUUAAGCCAUUAC
Carassius gibelio (silver crucian carp) is the source of this 1874-nucleotide messenger RNA. Its product is annotated as trypsin-3-like. Gene Ontology annotation, biological process: proteolysis. Gene Ontology annotation, molecular function: serine-type endopeptidase activity. The transcript is spliced from 5 exons. The record is from RefSeq and is a predicted model, not a curated record. Lineage: Eukaryota; Metazoa; Chordata; Actinopteri; Cypriniformes; Cyprinidae. Bases 91 to 858 code for a protein of 255 amino acids.